This is a messenger RNA of Lonchura striata (white-rumped munia), 1108 nucleotides long. Lineage: Eukaryota; Metazoa; Chordata; Aves; Passeriformes; Estrildidae. The record is from RefSeq and is a predicted model, not a curated record.
AUGGGGGACGCGCCGCCGCCGGAGCUGGAGGCGGUGCUGGGGGGGGGCUCCUGGCCGGUGGGCACGGAUUUCGAGGGGUGCCCCGCGCCCCCCGCGCCCGUCCGCCUGGGCAGGGACGUCUGCUACGUGGUGCUGGCCGUGCUCUUCAACCAGGAGGACGCCGUGCUGCUGGUGCAGGAGGCCAAGGCCGGCUGCCGUGGCCGCUGGUACCUGCCCGCGGGCCGCGUGGAGCCCGGCGAGCCGCUGGCGGCCGCGCUGCGCCGGGAGGUGCGGGAGGAGUCGGGGCUGCUCUGCGAGCCCCUGACGCUGCUGGCGCUGGAGGAGCGCGGCCCCGCCUGGAUCCGCUUCGCCUUCCUGGCACGGGCCACGGGUGGGACCCUGAAGACCCUGGCGGAGGCGGACGCCGAGUCCCUUCAAGCCGCCUGGUGUCGCGGGGACCCUCGCUCGCUGCCGCUGCGCUCCGCCGACAUCCUGCCGCUGCUGGAGCUGGCCGCCCGCUACCGCCGCAGCCCCCCGCACCCCGCCACGCUGCCGCGGGACCUGCCCUGCUCCGCGCUCUGCCUGCGCCUCCUGCUGCCCUUCACCAACGCCGCCGGCGACCUCUGGCUCCUGCUGGCCACCGGCGGCACCCCGCACCUGCCCGUGGUGGCCUGCGGCACGUCCCCGUCCGAGCGGCGUGCGGGGCUGCGCCCGCCGCUGCUGCGGCUGCUGCGGGACCGCCUGGCCUGGGAGCCGCAGCCCGCGGCUCUGGGGCUGCUGGGGCUGCAGCACCGGCCCGGUGGCUCCGGGGAUACCGACGGUAUCUGCUUCAACGUGCUGCUGAGCGUGGAGCCGGGAGCCGGGCGGGAGCGGCCGCCCGAGCCCCGCCACCCCGCGCUGCGCUGGUGGCCCGUGCGGGACGAAGCGCUGCGGGAGCGCGUCCUGCGGAGGCUGCGGGGCGCCGUGCCCGUCCGGAGUUAGCGCACGGGAGGGUGGGGUUGGGAAUUGGGGAGACCCGGGGGUGCUGCGGGGCUGGGGGUGUUUGGAGCAGAAAUAAAAUCAGUCCUGCGGAGGCUGCGGGGCGCCGUGCCCGUCCGGAGUUAGUGCACGGGAGGGUGGGGUUGGGAAU